CACAAAUCCGAGGAGGCAUGGAAGGAAGGCACAUCAUCGCAGCACUUGUGUGCUUCACCAUCAUUCAAACUGUCAUUUCAAAUGAAGGUCUACAAGAGAAAGGGAUGACAAAAAAAAGAGCAGCAGAAUUCCUAACUUGUGCAAGAAGAGCGAGGGGUCCACUGGAGCCGGCCAAUGAAUGGCUAGAAGAGCUUGAUGAUGAAAUCCAAGAAAUUGCUGAAUGGUUCAGCUUUGCCAAAAGUGACGACAUUAAGAAAUACCUAGCUCAGAACCGUAUGAGAAUGUCCACGGUACAUAAGUCUGUGACUAAAAUGCGAGAGAAGACUGCAGCAACACCUCCUAUGUCUGUUGCACCUGCUGAAAGACUGCGGCCUUGAAGAGCACUCAAAUGAUGCCUUACAUUGAAUCUUAUUGUAUUGAAUAAUAAAGCAAUUACUGGAUGAUACAUAAGUUACUGAAAAUAUA
Molecule: messenger RNA, 465 nt
Organism: Owenia fusiformis
Lineage: Eukaryota; Metazoa; Annelida; Polychaeta; Sabellida; Oweniidae
Source: the annotation of a GenBank genome assembly